AUGUUGCGAUCAGCCCUCCUUGCCGUGGCAGCGGUGCUGUCGAAUGUGGCCUAUGGUGCUCUCACCUACAAGGGAGCCGACAUCAGCUCCCUCAUCAUGCUGGAGAAUCAAGGAAAGAGCUUCAAAACUACAGCCGGAGUUACCCAGCCUCUCGAGGUCAUCCUCAAGCAGUCUGGAGCAAACUCGGUCCGUCAAAGAGUUUGGGUUAACCCUGCAGAUGGCAGCUAUAAUCUCGACUACAAUGUGAAACUGUCCAAGCGUGUUGUCAACCAAGGCAUGAGCGUAUACCUGGACCUCCACUACUCGGACACUUGGGCAGACCCGUCUCACCAGACCACUCCUGCGAAGUGGGAUGACAGCACCAUCGGUCAGCUCAAGUAUACAGUGUACAACUACACACUGGCAGUAUGCAACCGCUACGCAGCCGAAGGCAUCAACCCUGCCAUCAUUUCGAUUGGCAAUGAAAUCAGAGCUGGUUUGCUGUGGCCUUUAGGUGGAACAUCCUCUUACUACAACAUUGCCGAUCUCCUUCACUCUGCUUCAUCUGGAAUCAAAGACUCUAGGUUAUCCAAGAAGCCUCAGAUCAUGAUCCAUCUCGACAAUGGCUGGGAUUCCGGCACUCAACUCUGGUGGUACAAGACCAUCCUCGGACAGGGACCUCUAAAGUCGACCGAUUUUGACAUGAUCGGUGUAAGCUACUACCCCUUCUACAAUGAGAAGGCAUACCUUGGUAGUCUGAAGUACUCUCUCCAGCAACUUGCAUCUACAUACGGCAAGAGUUUGGUAGUAGCCGAGACAAAUUGGCCUGCCAAGUGCAGCAAGCCUGCAUACAAAUUCCCUUCGGAUGCCACCUACAUCCCCUUCUCAUCAGCUGGACAGGAGGAGUGGAUUGAGGCAGUCGGAAAGAUUGUAGCUGGUGUUUCGGGUGGAGCUGGUCUCUACUAUUGGGAGCCAGCUUUCUUGGGCAAUGCAGGGCUUGGAUCGAGCUGUGAGGACAACCUGCUGGUCGACAGCAACGGCAAAGCAACAGUUGGCAUGUCUGCUUUCAAGAACAUUUAA
Aureobasidium namibiae CBS 147.97 is the source of this 1059-nucleotide messenger RNA. RefSeq names its product glycosyl hydrolase 53. Gene Ontology annotation, molecular function: glucosidase activity. Gene Ontology annotation, biological process: pectin catabolic process. Lineage: Eukaryota; Fungi; Ascomycota; Dothideomycetes; Dothideales; Saccotheciaceae. The transcript has 2 exons. The coding region runs from base 1 to 1059 and encodes 352 amino acids. The record is from RefSeq and is a predicted model, not a curated record.